AUGGACGCCGCAAACUCGCCCGAUAAAGAUAACGUGAGCGCCUCGCAGGGAGGUUCAUCGGACACGUCUAGCAAGAAGCAGAAGUCGGACGCGUCUGGCAAGGAGCAGAAGGUGGAUGCAUCUAAAGGGUCUUCCAAUUCGGCCAAGCUCGAACCAGCUGGCGAAUCGGACAACCCCGCUACACCAGACGCGUUAUUCAUGGGAAGCACGGAUGCUGCUGCUAUCGGCACGGACGACGACAAAGCAAGCAAGUACAGAAAGUUUCUGCAAAAUUCUAGCGACGAGUACACAAUUCAGCAGAUGGAAAGGUUUCUAAAACAUGGGAUUUCGGAUAAUGGCAUCAGGAUGCUGACGACGGAUACCUGCACGUGGGUCUACGAUUACUACAAAACGACCAAGACGUCCACUCCAGGCUUGAAGGAAUUCACACCAGGCACGACCGUCGACUAUUACUACCACUCGACUCCCUUUCACACACAAAUUGGAAAUAUAAAUCUCAUCAUGAUGCACAGUCAGGUGAAUUUUGAAGACGGGACUGCCGCUCCAGCCGACAGGGUUUUCAAGAUGAACGAGGUAACGCCUGAAAUGGUGAAGGCGGCGAAGGUGAAGGCUCGCGAGUAUAAGAAUGAGUGCACCGACUGGAUUUAG
Plasmodium vivax (malaria parasite P. vivax) is the source of this 648-nucleotide messenger RNA. RefSeq lists its product as hypothetical. NCBI's taxonomy places the organism in Eukaryota, Apicomplexa, Aconoidasida, Haemosporida, Plasmodiidae. The transcript is spliced from 4 exons. The coding region runs from base 1 to 648 and encodes 215 amino acids. The record is from RefSeq and is a predicted model, not a curated record.